UCUCUACUACUACCUUCUCCAUUCCGUGCUUCCCCAUUCUGUUGUUCUCCACACUGAAAAACCAGAGAACCAUGUCAUGCCACUGCACCGUGCUCCCUCCAUGAAUCUCAAUUCACAUUCCCGAACGUGAUUCCAAAUCAACGCCGCUUUCACAAUCUCAACUUCCCCAGCCCAAACCACCACCGUUACUCUGCUUCGAGUCUCAAUCCAAAGGCCUCAAGGGAUUGCCAUUGGUGUUGUUUUCUGCGCGUGUUGGAUUUUCUUUCAUUGGCAUUGUGUGGAGGAUUUUACUGCGUGUUGCGGUUGGUUGUCGCGGUUGUGAACGCUUCGCGCAUUGAAUUUAGGGUUUGUGUUUGUAAUGGUGCAGAGGAAUGUGUGAUGAAUUGUCUGGAGGGUCAGAGUUUUGGUGUUCUGGAUACUGCUUAUUUGGUUUAAUCUGUCACUCAUGGAUAAGAAAAUGGCUUUGCAGAAGUAUGUUCCUUCUGGUGAUGCACCUACUGUUAACAUGAAACGUUUGAGUUUUUCCACUAAGGGGGCUGAGAAAACUCAGCUUAAUGUGGCAAACCAGAAUCAUAACAUGAAUGUGGAUGUUGACCUUAGGGAAGUUUAUUUUCUCAUUCUGCACUUCCUUUCUGCUGGGCCAUGUCAUAAAACUUGUUUACAAUUUUGGAAUGAGCUUCUUGAGCAUGAACUUUUGCCUAGAAGGUAUCAUUCUUGGUAUUCAAGGAGUGGGGCAUGUAGUGGAAAUGCAGAUGAUGAUGGUUUAUCAUUCCCUUUAAGUUAUGAUAAGUUGGUGGAGAGGUAUCCUCACAUUGAAAAGGACCACUUAGUAAAGCUUUUGAAACAGUUAUUAAAUACAGCCUCUCCAUCGCUGGGCAUGAGCACCAGAAAUGCUCCAAAUGCAGCCGAUGUACCUACUCUUCUUGGAAGGGGCUCAUUUUCACUUCUGAGCUAUGACAGGGAUAAAAUGAAUGAAGAAGCCAAACGACCGGCUGCUUAUAUGCGCUGGCCUCAUAUGAAAGCCAAUCAGGUUCAUGGGCUCAAUUUGAGGGAAAUUGGGGGUGGUUUCCCCAGACACCACCGUGCACCUUCUAUACGUGCUGCAUGCUAUGCCAUAGCAAAACCUUCUACCAUGGUACAGAAGAUGCAAAAUAUCAAGAGGACAAGAGGACACCGCAAUGCUGUGUAUUGUGCUAUAUUAGAUCGAUCAGGAAGAUAUGUAAUUACUGGUUCAGAUGAUCGACUUGUAAAAAUUUGGUCAAUGGAAACUGCAUAUUGUUUGGCCAGUUGCCGUGGACACGACGGUGACAUCACAGACUUGGCUGUGAGUUCCAACAAUGCUUUGGUUGCAUCCUCAUCAAAUGACUGUGUCAUUCGAGUUUGGCGGUUGCCAGAUGGAUUGCCAAUAUCAAUUUUACGGGGACAUACUGGAGCUGUUACAGCCAUAGCAUUUAGUCCCAGACCUAAUGCUGUUUACCAGCUUUUAUCUUCAUCUGAUGACGGCACUUGUAGGAUAUGGGAUGCAAGGCACACUCAAUCAGUUCCAAGAUUAUAUGUUCCAAGGCCUCCUGAUUCUCUUGGGAAGAGCAGUGGCCCAUCUUCAAGUACUUUUCCGCAGAGCCAUCAGAUUUUUUGCUGUGCAUUUAAUGCUAAUGGAACUGUCUUUGUCACUGGUAGUUCUGACAAUCUUGCUCGGGUCUGGAAUGCUUGUAAAUUUAGUGUGGAUGAUGCUGACCAACCAAAUCACGAGUUAGAUAUGCUAUCAGGGCAUGAAAAUGAUGUGAAUUAUGUGCAAUUCAGUGGAUGUGCAGUAGCAUCUAGAUUUUCCGCAGCAGAAACUUUGAAGGAGGAAAAUAUACCCAAAUUUAAGAAUUCAUGGUUGAAUCACGACAACAUAGUUACCUGCUCUCGUGAUGGGAGUGCUAUUAUAUGGAUUCCAAAAUCACGCAGGUCACAUGGAAAAAGUGGUCGCUGGACUCGGGCAUAUCAUUUGAGAGUUCCACCUCCACCUAUGCCUCCUCAACCUCAGAGAGGUGGUCCUCGUCAGAGAAUUCUACCAACUCCACGUGGUGUAAAUAUGAUUGUUUGGAGCCUAGACAACCGCUUCGUCCUUGCAGCUAUUAUGGAUUGCAGAAUUUGUGUUUGGAAUGCUUCUGAUGGCAGCUUAGUACACUCGUUGACUGGACAUACCGAGUCUACAUAUGUUCUGGAUGUUCAUCCUUUUAAUCCGCGGAUCGCUAUGAGUGCUGGAUAUGAUGGAAGAACUAUUGUGUGGGAUAUAUGGGAAGGCAAGCCUAUCCGAAUAUAUGAGAUAUCGCAUUUCAAGUUAGUGGAUGGGAAGUUUUCUCCGGAUGGGACAUCAAUUAUACUUUCAGAUGAUGUUGGUCAACUUUAUAUAUUAAGCACAGGUCAAGGUGAGUCCCAGAAAGAUGCCAAAUAUGAUCAGUUCUUUCUUGGUGAUUAUCGACCUCUCAUUCAAGAUACCCAUGGUAAUGUACUUGACCAGGAAACUCAAAUUGUUCCAUAUCGACGGAAUCUGCAAGAUUUGCUCUGUGAUUCAGCACUGAUACCAUACCCAGAACCUUAUCAGACUGAAUUUCAGCAAAGACGAUUGGGAGCUUUAGGUCUCGAGUGGCGCCCGUCAUCACUAAGGCUUGCUGUUGGUCCUGACUUCAGUUUGGAUCCCGAUUUUCAUAUGCUUCCAUUGGCAGACUUGGAUGUGCUUACAGAACCAUUACCAGAGUUUAUAGAUGCUAUGGAUUGGGAGCCUGAAAUUGAAGUCUUUAGUGAUGAUGCUGAUUCAGAAUAUAAUUUCACUGAAGAUUGCUCUUCUCGGGGUGAGAAAGGAUGUUCAAGCUCCAGUGACUCUGGUGAUCCAGAGUGCAGCACAGAUAACAGUGAAGAGGAGGACAUUCACAUGGAUAGCAUUCGUAGAUCGAAGAGAAAAAAACAGAAGAAUGAAACUGAGAUUAUGACUUCUUCUGGGAGACGUGUGAAAAGGAGGAAUUUGGAUGAGUGUGAUGGCAAUACUUUCAGCAGUAACCGAAAUAGGAAGGGAAAAAGUGUCCAGAAAACUUCAAGGAGGAAAUCUUCUAAGUCAAAAUCUUCCAGACCUCAAAGAGCCGCGGCACGCAAUGCUCUGCAUUUAUUUUCCAAAAUUACGGGUGCACCAACAGAUGGAGAAGAUAGUUUGCUUGGUGAUUUUUCAGAUAGUGAGUCAACGUUGCAAGAGUCUAAUAUUGACAGUGAUGAAUCUGGUAGAGCUUCACAGAAUGACCAACUGAAUUGUUCCAAGGGAAAAGAAGUAUUAUUGUCUGAAUCACAGGACACAAAAUCUCAUGAGUUAACUGAGACUCAUGUGAAUGCAGUGAACCGGAGGAGAUUGGUUCUCAAGUUUCCAAUUCGUGAUUCAUCUCAACCCAUGCAUGAGUUUGACAAGCAGGAUGGAUUGGUUGGUUCAUCAUCAAAAACUGCUGAUUUAAGUAGGAACAGACCAAGUUCUCAGGAUCCUGAGUAUUAUUUUGGCAAUGGAAGCAAUGAAACAAUUGAAAGAAAUCAUCAACUAAACCUAGGCCAGGAAGCAGACGACGUGGACUUACUAGGAAAAAUUAGAUGGGGAGUGGUUAGGCCUCGUUCAUCUAAACUUCUUAGAGUGAGAGAAGCUGUGCCAUCAGAGGCAAAUGCCAACUCUGUAAAAUGUCCUAAUCAACUCGAUGAAAAAGAAAAUGGUGGUACUGGGCUCGAGAAGGAGAACAAGGACUUUAGUACAUCAACCCUUGCUUUAGAAAUUCAGAAUGAUGAUGAUAAGGUAGAUAACUUGACCGAUAACAGCGGAAAUUGUGUCAGCACUUCUUCACAGCUUUUUAAUCCUGCUGAGAAUGGAGAAGUGCUCACUGCUUCCAGCAAUUGCAGGGAUAAAGAUGAAUCACUAGUUAAUGCAAGCAUGAUUCCUCAGGAUACUAUUCCUGCUUUCGUCACCCAUGAGGCUGACCAACUACCUGAACCAAAUAUUGGUUUUCCUUCUGUUUCAACAAAGCUAAGGUCUAAAAGGGGUUCACGGGAUGGUGAAAGUCCAUCCAAGCAUGAGACAAAAUCUUCAGUGCUAAAGAAUAGUGCAUGUAGCACUAAUGCUGAUAAUAAUUUGAACAACGAACACCAUAUCGUUGUGGUUGAGGAUGGCAACAAUAAUAGAGUAACAUCUAAUCAGGGAGAAAAUGGUUCUCCAGAAGAUGCUCAGGUUAAACAAAUUAGUACUUCCCAUGAUUCACUAGAGCCACGUCCAAAUAGAGAUAAAAUGUAUAAAGCUGUUUAUAGAAGAUCAAGAUCACAUAAGGCUGUGAAUAAUUUAGCUGAUGGAAGUGUCUUGGGAGAAUCCACUUCAAAUGGUAGCAACAGUAAUUCCAAUGUGGCUGUGGGCUUAAGUAAUGGCACAAAUGAAGCUCUGCAUACCAGUGGUUCCUUAGAGUUGGAAACAGCUACUUGUGACGCAAAUAAUGAGCGGAAUAAUUUCAAAGUGCAGCAAGGACAUGAAUCUUGUAUGGUUAGAAGCCCACAGAAUGCUUCUACAAGCAGAGGACAACUCACAGAAGAAGAAAGGGGACGUAGUUCAAAAUUGACUGUUGGUUUGAGGUCCACCAGGAGUCGGAGGUCUAGUUAUAAUAUUCGGGAGACUAGUCCUGUAAAUAUUAAAAAACCGACACAAUCAGCUUCCAAAGGGUCAUGGUUGCUGUUAUCGACGCAUGAGGAAGGAUGCAGAUAUAUUCCACAACAGGGAGAUGAAGUUGUAUAUUUGAGACAGGGACACCAGGAGUAUAUAGAUUAUCUCCGUAAAAGAGAAUCGGGGCCUUGGAUAUUGCUCAAGGGACAUAUAAGAGCUGUAGAAUAUUGUAGAGUUCAAAGCCUUGAGUAUUCUCAUGUUCCAGGGUCUGGUGAUAGCUGCUGCAAAAUGACCCUUCAGUUUGUAGAUCCUGAUUCAAGUGUUGUUGGCAAAUCUUUUAAAUUAACCCUACCUGAAGUGACCGGUUUCCCAGAUUUUCUUGUUGAGAGAACUAGGUUUGAUGCUGCCAUGCAAAGAAACUGGACCCGGAGGGAUAAAUGCAGGGUUUGGUGGAAGAAUGAGGACAAUUCCUCCGGUAGUUGGUGGGAUGGUCGAAUUCUGUGGGACAAAGCCAAGUCUCCUGAAUUUCCAGACAGUCCAUGGGAGAGGUAUAAUGUUCGGUACAAGAGUGACCUCUCUGAAACACAUUUGCACAGUCCUUGGGAGCUUUUUGAUGCUGAUACUCAAUGGGAACAGCCUCACAUUGAUGAUAACAGUCGAAAUAAACUGCUAUCUUCUCUGACCAAAUUACAGCAGUCAGGCAACACUGCGCAGGAUCGUUAUGGGUUGCGUGAAUUGAAGAAAAUUUCAACCAAGUCAAAAUUUAUAAACAGGUUUCCUGUUCCUCUGUCUCUUGAAUUGAUACUGUCAAGGUUGGAAAACAAUUACUACCGUAGUUUGGAGGCAAUGAAGCACGAUGUCUCCGUUCUAGUGUCAAAUGCGACCUCUUUUCUUGAAAAGGACGCAGACAUGUCCGCGAAAAUCAAACGCCUAUCAGAAUGGUUCACCCGGACCUUAUCAUCUUCAUAGCUGUUAGCUUUCAUGGGAAAUAGGCCAGUAUAACGGCUAAAGCAGGCCAGCUGGGUAUUUUCCCGCAUAUUUUUUGUAGAUAGAUUCUUCAUUGUCCUUUGGAUUAGAUUUUUCUGAUUCAGUAUAUUACUAGCUUCUGAGGGUAGACAUAGGAACAUCGGCAUAAAGUAGCAUUUUGCUGUGGAAAAUUUCUGCGGCUACAUUCAUUUUUUGUACAGUGACACCUCAUUGAUAGCAAAUUCAAAAUUCACAUACAGAAUUUCUGGGCCUCGAUUUCUGUUUGGGCUAAUACUACUGAAGGUUUUCAAUUUUGA
Lotus japonicus is the source of this 5940-nucleotide messenger RNA. RefSeq lists its product as uncharacterized. The coding region runs from base 446 to 5626 and encodes 1726 amino acids. Lineage: Eukaryota; Viridiplantae; Streptophyta; Magnoliopsida; Fabales; Fabaceae. The transcript is spliced from 25 exons. The record is from RefSeq and is a predicted model, not a curated record. Gene Ontology annotation, molecular function: protein binding. Gene Ontology annotation, biological process: regulation of cell shape; cytoskeleton organization; regulation of transcription by RNA polymerase II. Gene Ontology annotation, cellular component: nucleus.